GGGUUCUUUUGUCUUUGGCGUGCCCACUAAAAAAUACCCCCCUUUUUUCUCUCUCUCUGAAUCGCUUUGACCCUUGGGGCAUCUAUAUCAGCGAUUGCUGUGAAGUUUUGGGAUUGAUUUGAUUCUGGCAAUGGCCGGCGCUUCUCCAAUUUUUUCCUCAAAGAAUCCGCCUUUAAAUAACUCUCUGAAACUUUGCCCAAAUUGAGCGAAGAUAGAGGAAGAGCUUAGCAAUGAAUCCUGAUCAAGGAGAUGAAGCGAGGCCUCUUGUUGUUGCGAUUGAGGACUGCCCUUCGGUCGAAGCGGGCCAGUGCUCUCCGAAGAACCACGCCCGCGAUGCUCACAUACUAAGUUCCUCUUUCUUCUUCAUCUUCUGUGCUUACGGCGCUGCUCAGAAUCUGGAGAGCACCGUCAACACUGAGGGGGACCUGGGAACGACGUCGAUGGGGAUACUCUACACUUCGUUCACUUUGUUCUCAGUGGUGGCCUCGCCGGUUGUGAGGGGCCUGGGGACGAAGCGGGCUCUGGUUUUGAGUACCACUGGGUAUUUGCUGUUCAUCGCUUCGAAUUUGAAGCCAUCGUGGUACACCAUGGUGCCGGCUUCUUUAUAUCUUGGCUUUACUGCUUCUAUAAUUUGGGUCAGUCAGGGGACAUAUCUCACAUCUGCUGCACGUAGCCAUGCAAGAGAUUGCCAUUUGCAUGAAGGUACAGUAAUCGGUAACUUCAAUGGUGAAUUUUGGGGAAUGUUCGCUAGCACUCAGGUUGUUGGCAAUUUAAUCUCAUUUUUUCUGUUGGGAGAUGGAAAGGAAGGGGAGAAUACAAACCUCCUAUUUACUGUCUUUCUGGGGUGUAUGAUAUUGGGUGCUGCUUUGAUGUGUUUCUUGUCCAAAAGAGAUGAAAAAACUGAAAGUCUUCCUGGACAUGCGUCGGUUAAUAAUUUACUGAAAUCAGUUAUUGCUCCGCUGUUGGAAAUACGGAUAUGGUUGAUUAUUCCUCUUUUUGCAUAUUCUGGCUUAGAACAAGCCUUCGUAUGGGCUGAAUUUACAAAACAUGUCGUAACGCCAGCACUUGGUGUUUCAGGAGUCGGUGGGGCAAUGGCUGUCUUCGGCGCUGCUGAUGCAAUUUGUUCAGUGGUUGCUGGGAGAUUAACAUCAGGCCUUACUUCAGUAACUCGGAUAGUCGCUGGUGGGGCCUUUCUGCAAACACUCGUCUUGCUAUGGCUUCUGUUCGGCUACAGCUUAAGUAGCGGAAUACUUGGCACUGUUUAUCCACUUGUUAUGGCUGCCAUGUGGGCUGCCAUGUGGGGUGUAGGUGACGGAGUGUUCAACACGCAGCUAAAUGCAUUGCUUGGGAUGCUCUUUGAGCGAGAUACUGAAGCAGUUUUUGCACAGCUGAAACUAUGGCAAAGUGGUGCCAUUGCGGUCGUGUUCUUCCUGAGCCCAUACAUAUCGUUGCAGGCAAUGCUGAUAAUAAUGGUCGCUGCAAUUUUUGUAGCUCUAUUUGGUUUCCUGUAUCUUACUCUCCAUGUUGAGAGAUCCUCCGACGAACAUUGAUAGAGACAGCAGAUCUUUAUUGUUCUUUGUGGUUUUCGAGAAAUUGUUCGAAAAUUUUUCUUGGGUUUAUGUUUCGGCCCGUUGUUGGUCCAGAAAAACUGGGGAUACCCACUUUGUUAUCAUGUGUAAACCUGAAGAUUGAUUCUUUCUUCUUUCUGAAAGUUUUUUUUUUAUGCCC
Molecule: messenger RNA, 1728 nt
Organism: Asparagus officinalis (garden asparagus)
Lineage: Eukaryota; Viridiplantae; Streptophyta; Magnoliopsida; Asparagales; Asparagaceae
Product: UNC93-like protein 3
Exons: 11
Coding region: 231-1550 (439 amino acids)
Biological process (GO): potassium ion homeostasis
Source: RefSeq, a predicted model, not a curated record